Molecule: messenger RNA, 2699 nt
Organism: Ceraceosorus guamensis
Lineage: Eukaryota; Fungi; Basidiomycota; Exobasidiomycetes; Ceraceosorales; Ceraceosoraceae
Product: Metallo-hydrolase/oxidoreductase
Exons: 7
Coding region: 443-2206 (587 amino acids)
Cellular component (GO): nucleus
Molecular function (GO): 3'-tRNA processing endoribonuclease activity
Source: RefSeq, a predicted model, not a curated record
UCUUGAUUCAAGAUUGUAAUUGGAGCUUUCUGACACCCAUAUAUAGCAGGAGUAUAUAGCAGGAGUCACGAGUACCAGUCGCAAUUCGAGGGCACAGAUCCGACAUUCGGACUCACUCAGUCGGGUUCUGGAGCACCUGAUGGAAAGCCACGUUGGUUGUCCAUGUUAUUCGUGAUCAAGGCGCAGUCGGAGAAUCUCUUCACGGUCACACGCAGGGAAAUUCGGAAAUUGAAGCUGUGCACCCGUCGUCGGACUACAACUUGCUCAACGCAGAGCGUUACCCAGGCAGAGGGACUGAAGCUUACGAGCAACAGCGCCGAGCGAAAGGUCGUAGGGUUGAUCUAGCGGACAUCAGCCACGCUGUGCAAUCCCAACUGAACUUUGUAGCGCAUACACACUACCUACGAUCACGCUUCGUGUCAUCCCAGCCAAUCGAACCAACAUGGCGGCACACUUGCAGCUCCGUUUCCUGGGGACUUCCAGCGCUGCCAGCCCUUCUCGUAACGUCUCCAGCAUGCUUGUUCGCAUCGGUCAGCAGACGGUGAUGAUAGACUGUGGAGACGGAACGCAUCGACAAUUGCUGGAUCGUAGGUUGGGCAAUCAAGACAUCAAGCUCUCUUCUCUCCGACACAUUCUAAUCACCCACCUGCACGCGGAUCACGUGCUCGGACUCGUUCCACUCAUCAUGGCUAUCAUGGGUCCGCCUGCGCCUGACCAAGGCGGUGGCGGCGUCACCGCUACCACGUCCGCAGAACCAGCUUCCAGAAACCCUCGCCUCGAAAUAUACGGCCCGUGCGGCUUGAGAUCAUUGAUUCGCACCACGCUCAUGAUGACUUACGCCAAUCUUUCGCUGCCCUAUGUCGUGCACGAGCUGCUUUGGCCCCAUGAGUACGCCACAGAUCAUGCGCAGUCUGCAGACGCGCCAUUGCCAAGCUUCAAUGUCGAGCACAAUGCGUCGGGACAGUCAUCGGAACAGUUCAUUGGAGCUGUUCAAGGACCUGCUCGAUGUGUUCCUGUGGUCCCGCCAGGAGAGAUGGAGUUGCCUGGUAUGGACUUUCGACUUGACGAAGCAAGCGCGACUUGGCCCGACUUUCUUCAAGUUGGAGGGCAAAUGGUCAGCGCCGCACCCCUUUUGCAUCGCUGCCCUUGCAUAGGCUACGUCUUUAGAGAACUACCAGUGGCUACGCCAUUGGACCCCUCGAUUCCAGAGCUCAUCAAUUCGCAGGCUGAUGCUCUGUACAAGGAAAGGGGCAUCCGUCAUCCUCUGUCCCUUUUGGGUAGAUUAGUCAAGGCUCGCGAGUCGGUAGAGCUCCCUGACGGCACUUUACUCCAGCCGCCUGAGCUUUACGAUACCGGUAGGAAGAUGGUUAUUCUGGGCGACACGUUUGAUGCGACGGGGGGACUUGCGGACCGAACUGUAGAGGGCCCAGAUGUGGAUGACGAUGGGACCCGGUCUAAAUGGCUAAGGGGUAUGGUCGGGCUCGCGAUGGACGCGUCGGUCUUGGUGCACGAAUCCACCAAUAUCGCUUUGCCCGCAUCCUUGACUAGCAGCAAAUCCAUCGACUCACGCGAAGCGGUCCGAGCCAAGGCCAUCUUGAGGGGCCAUUCCACUCCUCAAGUAGCCGGAAGCUUUGCAGGCAAGAUCCGCGCUAGACAUCUCCUCAUGAAUCAUUUCAGUGUUAGAUACCCCGCUCCAACGGACGCUAGACUCUUGGAAGGAGCGGACGACAGCGGGAGAAGCCAUGUGAAUGUGGAAAGAACGGCAGUGAUGCAAGAAUUUGAGGAUCAAGCGACCGAAGCUUGGCUUAACGCUUUAGGCGAGCACGCACACGAGGUCCAGCCGAGCAGAGCAAUAGCAACAUAUGACGGCUGCGUAUUUGACGUUCCACCACCAUUGCAGGAGCAAAUAGAGCAAGCAGGCCGCUCUAGCCCUCUGCCCUCCUCGAGUCGUAAUUCGAGCGCAUUGAACAGACACGGACGUGCACCUCGGGGUCCGCCUCGUCGACAGGGAUCUUCAGCCACGCUGGCGAGUCAGCAUCAAGAUGUGCACGAGCAGCAGGACGGAAGGAGUAGCUCAAUGAGCGUUGGUCAUCCUUAUGCGUCGGCUAGAAGGUCGACGAGAGGGCGCGGAAGGGGUCAAAACCAUGACUCUAGAAGACACACGAGGGAUGUCUUCGAGGGUCACGUGCGUGAUCCUCACAACUAACAAUGGACGAAUUGAUGCGAAACUGUGCAACACUCGAUCACCUUGGUUGCAAUAUCCAGCACCCAUGUAUCGCGAGCUUCGACGGAGGCCUCGACACCUUGCAGACGUUCUUGACGAGGAACCUUCGCCUCAGACAGACUGCAGUCCUGUGGUGGAGCUGCUUGUGGUGCGUCACUGGCGUUAGUGAUCUUGUCAUCUUGGCGUCAGACACUCGACGAUUUGUGUGGCGUACGACUUGAACCUCGUCCCACCAACAAUGCGGAGGAACAGUUGGUGUGUAGAGAGCAGGCAAGCAAGUGCCGACCUUCAAUUCCGACUCGGUCAGAUCGCAGGCUCGGUGAUACGGUAAAUGCGACGCCCCGCUUUGAUAGGUCGGGGCUCAUGAGAAGAGCACUUCGGAGUCCGCGGCAAGCUUGCUGCUCAUACCAACGACCCGCUCCAGCCUCGAAGAGGCACGUUGUGACCCUUCAGGAACAAAUGGCUUUGGUGCUGC